UCUCCAUCCAUUACUAAAAGGAAAGUUAUGAUUGUUAUUUUUGUGUUACAAAUUCUAAUUUUUAUUCAUUAUACUGAUUUAUUUACUGAUUUUGGUUUGUGACUGCCUUCUGAAUGUUCCGAUGAUUCGAAAAUCCAGCAACUGUUUCAUGAUUAUCAUUUGUUGAAGAUGUUCUGAAGUGUGUCAUAUGAGUGCGCGUUGCUUCCUGAUCUCUCUAUUCACAAAAUGCAUAAAUCAGCAUUAAUUCGUUGAUGAUGAAAGUCGACUAACUUCUGCACCCGCUUUUUUAUAUAUUUUAAGGUCAUUUUAACUUGACAAACACAGGAAGGUAUAUUUAAAAUGAAAAAUUGUUAUAGACAGCUGUGGCUCUCUCUGCUUCUCUGAUGUCCUGAUUUUCUGUUGUCAAUUCCUUUGCAUCCACCAUGCAAUAUAAGACUGUAAGUUUUUUGUAUGUCAAUUCUUUAUCUGAAGGGAGCCUCUUCAUUCUGAAGACAGUUUAGCUCUGAAAGAAUCUGCUGACAGUCCUAUCCUCGUGCCAUGGCCAGGAAGCGUCAAAGUACUUCUAGUGCUACACCAGGGAGACAGUUGAGAAGUAGUCUUCCUAAGACAAUAGACGGGCAAAAUAAGAAAAUUGUCGACAAGAAGUCAAAAAAUCUUGAUGAUUCUUUGGAUGUAUCAAGAAAUGAUUCUGUAAUAAGUCGAGACAAGAGCCUACAUUCACCAUCCAAGGUGGAGGGAGGUAGAUCAAAUUUGGGACAACGAAGGGCUUCCAAGCAGAAAUCCAGCAGCCCCAAUGUGUCGAAAAAUACUGAUGAAUCCAUGCAAAGUAUUUGCAGCCCUGCUGCGCGCAAGGAAACAAUGUCUGGAUCCAGUGAGAAGCGAAUUCUGAAUGGAAACCUCGAGAACAGCUCUGUAGGAGAUCCAAGUAAUGGAGGAAAUCAGAAAAUUACAAGCGGAGAACCAGCAGUUUCCAAAAAAUCGAGUAAUAUACGGAAGUCUGCUCGCAAAGGAAACUCCAACUCCACUCCUAAGGAGGAAGAAGUCGAGUCAAAAUCGGGGAGACGAAGAGCUCCGAAGCGGAAAUCUAGAAGCUCAUCUGAGUCUAACAGUUUUGAAGAAUCAGAUCUCAUUAUCAAUGAGUCUGGUGUACAAAAUCAAGACACUAGUAAUUUAGAAAAUCAGAAAAUUAUCAAUGAAGAGCCAGAAAUUUCUGAAAAUUUGAGUACAACAUCACGGGGAAGAGCUGCUGAUAAUGAAAACUCAGACCUCAUCUCUAGUUUUAAAGAACAAGAAGUUGAAUCCGAAUCGCGGAGACGCAGAGCCCCAAAACGAAAAUCUAGAAGCUUAUCUAAAUCGAACAGUUCGGAAGAACGGAAUCGUGUUAAUGAGUCAGAAAUACCGAAAGUAGUUGCGGCUGAGGCAAAUGAAGAGCUUGAGCAAACUGGAAGUGUUGAAAGUAAUUCAAAGUUGGAUACCAGUGAUUUGGAAAAUCAGGGAAUUGCAAAUAAAGAACCAGCAGUUUCUAAAGAGCCACGUAAAAUAUUGAAAAAUAAGAAUGCUCCAAUUGUAGACUCAGGCUCAAACUCAACACCGAAGCAGGGUAAAAUCAGAUCAAGAUUAGGUAAACGCAAAGCUCUGAAGCAAAAUUCUGGCAGUCCAUCUGACGCAAAGAAUACAGAAGGAGCCAAUCAGAUGAGCGACAGUCCGAAAGCCCUUAAAGAAGCUGUCAUUUUAGCAAAUGAGGAGCCAGUGCACAAUGAAGAUCCUGAAGAGGACUGCGGUGAAGAUAUUCAAAACAUGCAAGAUAUCCAACCAGGUCCCAGCCAGCUGCCUGAAGAGUCCAGUAAAGCAACGCAGAAGGGAGCCAAGUCAGGAAAGCGCAAGCCUAACAGUAAGAAAAGUCCCAAUCCAAAACGCAAGAAGAAGCUCAAAAAAUGUAAAAAUUAUGAUUUCCUAGCUGAACUUUUGGAAUUUGAAGAUAUCCCACUGAGUGUGAAAGUAAUUUUGCAAAAGGAUGAUGCUCUGGAAGUUCUAAGUGGGGAAGAAAUCGACACUAUUUUUGAGAAUCUCUCAGAAACCGUCAAAGCUGCUGCCGAACUCAUCUUGGAGAACCUGAAAAAUGAAGUUGCUCUGAAGUGGUUGAAAGCAGUUUCUCAGUUAGCUGUGUGCAUCAUUGAGAAUCUACCAGCUGAUGAGCCAAUCAAAGAGUCUAUCUCUCAUGUAGCGACUUUGCUCGGCCUUCUUCUGAAGUUGGAUUUGGAUUCAGAUCUUAAACAAAGCAUUGCAGAAGUCUGCUCUCUGUUGUUGGUUAAAAAUUGCGAGUUUUCCGAUCAAGUAUUUUUCUUAACAAUGAAUUGUGUGAUAGACCUCAUUCUGAAGUUGCCAGCAAAAUCACAAUGCCGUAAAAAAUUUGUCAAAAUACUGCACUCUCUUGAGCGAGUGAUAGCAAGGCUGCAGAUAACAAGCAAAGCGUGCGAGCCUCUCGUGGGUAAAUUCAUCAACAUCACUCAGUGCAAGGAUAUCAUGACAAUUAAAGAAGCAAAAGCUUUCGUGUCGUUUUUACUCACCAUGGACCUAACAUUGCUUCCGAGAUUUCACCAAGCUAUCAAAGAUGUAUUGGCGGUCCCUCAAACAAAGAGAGCUCAUGCCGAUGGCUACGGUGAAGCGUAUUACCUCGCUUGGUUGCAUUCUGCUGAAAACAAAGAAGUCAGAAAAGCGGUUGAAAACAAAUGCUUUCAAAAUUAUAUGAUGGCAAUAUUUACUAUCCAGCGCAGUGGACUUGAGAUGUCGAAUUUAGGUCACAAUGUCUUCACAAUACUGUCGUUCCUGCACAACAAACGAGAGCACUUAAGGCUCAGCAAAGCGAUCACCACCCUUUAUACGCCUCUGCUGUGGAGAUAUUUACAUUUCGAAAAUAAUCUGAUUCGCUGUAACGCUGCAGAAAUAUUUUUCGAUGUAUAUCCGUUGGAAUAUCAUGGAGAAGCUAAACCUGACCGUAUAAUGCAUCUUGAUCGACAACAUCAGGAAAUGGCAGACUUGCUGGUUGAUGAUAGCCAUCUUGUGAGAGUGCUAGCUGUCAGGGGAGUGUUUGCUUGUAUGAAGUCAAAUUGGAAUACAUUUUCUCCAGAAUCGCUGCAAAAGCUUUUCCAAAUUAUAAUCAAUGACUGCACCAAUGAUGGCUCAUCAAGUGAUGUGCGUUGCGCUGUUUACCGAGGCUUCUCCAGUUUAAUUGACAACGAGCAGUGCCAUGAGUAUCUCACAUCACUUCUAAAAAAUUUGGGAAAUUACUUGGGUGACGAAUGCGAUAAAGUGCGUCUUUCUUUCAUUCGCAUGCUACAAAAAGUGAAGGAGGCUGAUCUGGAAGACUUGCAAUACUGGAAAAUUUCUGAUAUCAAGCUCAUCUCAAUGCGACUUGGGAAAGAGGAAAAUGAAUCAGUCGCAAAGGCUUUGACCGAGUUGCUUUUUAGCAAUAUUUUCUCCAAGAACCAUGACGAUAAAGUCACGUUGAAGAGACUUAUAAAAUUGGUACAGUUGAAUCCAGCUGCUGGUCGGAAAUUGAUUCAAUAUUCGUCAAAAUUACUUCAUUACGAAGAAGCGUAUCGGAUAAUGAUGGUGAUUUUAUCAACCGUACGUGCUCAUAUCAUGGAUAAAAUGGCAAGAAUGCGUGCUCGGGAAGCAAGAGAGGAGGCUGCAGCAGAAAAAGAUGAUAUUCCUGACGAGUUGAAACCAAAGCUCAAGAAACGACGGAAACAUUACCGACCACUAUCAGAAAAGACAGAUAACGUUGAUGAUGACAGUUGUCAGGACACCUCCAAAUCCUCUUCCGGAGACAGCAGUGACUCCAAUACAUCAAAGAUAAAUGACUCUGUCUCAGCGUCGAAAGCAGAGGAAAGCGUAGCAAGCAGUGUUGAAAAGCUCACUCCUUUCGAUGAGUUACCUGUCAGUCAUGCAUUGUUUGAUAUCGUUUCUUUGUUAUGGAUCAUUCAUGCUGGCACUUUGAAUUCCAGAGACCAUGAGAAAGAUCUGGAGGAUCUUUAUGAGCUUUCGGUUUCCAUGAUUCCUAUCAUGUUGAAAUAUUUUAAGGGGACCGAGACAUUCUUUGGCGUUCUCCAGUUGGCAAGCUUGAUUCCCCUCUCAAAAAUAUUAGGAGUGUGCCAUAUCGCCAGCGCAUGCGUCUCACAACUGAGGCAUUGCGGUCAUGUGAUGCAGUAUCAGGAAUGCCGGUGCAUCGUCAGCACACUUUGCUCGUGGAAUCGAGGCCUAGAUAUCAUUGAGCUGGUUUAUGAUUGGCUCAACGACUCUUUCAAAGCGGAAAACUUGAAUUUCUCCGUUUUACCUACCCAUCGGGAUAGAACCACCACAAGGAAGAAGAAGAUCAGGUUUGAAACCAAAGACGCAAAGCCAAUAUGUGGUCUCAAACUGAUAGAUAUGAUUUUCAGUAACCCAGUUGACAAAAAGAGAGUUCUAACCAAACACUAUGAUCAGUUCUUCGAGCUUUUCAAUUACUUGGAAAGAAUCAAGACUUUGAUUGAAAAAAGGAUAGAGAAUGAAGAAGAGUUCGCAUCUGAAUUACUAUCGGAUGAAUUUCUGAACCAGUGUCUCUACACUUACUUGAAACUGGCCAUCAUGUUACAUAAAGACCCGGAGGGAGAACUCUCGGCAACUUCUGCCGCAGAAGCUUUCAAUGCCACCGAAUUUUACUCUGGUCUGUUACAAUGGUGUGAAAGGACCCUCGUUGAAAAUCUGGAGACGCAGCCGGAGCCUAUCAUAUGUUCUUUCAUCAAUAUUAUCAUUCAAGCUGGUAGGACGUUGCUGGCGCUUGAGCAAGCUGAUAGACUUGUCUUGGCAGAAAUGCUGAAAGUGCUCAGUAGAUGUCUUAAUUGUGGCAAGAAUGGUUUGCUUGUUUUGGAGAGCUCUGUCAAUAUGUUAAGCCAAGCCAUGAGCAUGUUUCCGAGUUAUUACUCUGCCAAGCGUCUAAAUAAUGUCUAUAAGACCAUUGUUCCUCACUUCCUGGAAUGUAUUCUGACUGCUGCAACCUUCAAAAACUACGAUCAUGAUAGGAUCUUGGAGUGUGUCAAGGAUAUUAUUGGUAUGAAGAAAUGUCUGAGAGAAGUGUUCUUGAAUUAUGCUGAAGUCCAUGCCAAAGACAAAACGAACAGCAUAUUACCUCGCAUCAUCAAUAUAGUUGCUAAAGCUGUGGUUCAAAGUUUCAUGAUUGAAGUUCUCAAGAAUAAUGUCGCUGUGCAAUUUGUCAAACUGAACAACUUGCCAUUUUUCACAAAUUUCUUGUUGACUCUCAUCAAUUCUCGGCCUGUUUUCUGCUCAUUAUUCCUCACGUGUCUUAACAGGAAUGUCACUGAACUUUAUGCCCACAAUGGUGCCCAAAUCCUCGCAACCAUUAGUUUGCUAUUUACGCUAGCAAUGAACAAAUUCAAAUUCAAGGAGGCUGAAUUCAAAGCAACGGUGAAGCUGACGAAUGACGUAAUGAUGAAAUACCGUACAUCUCGUGAUGACUCUAACUUGAACGAUUCAGCUUGUCUUAUCGAUCAAGAACAUAAUCUUGAUGAACUGGAUGUUCAAAAUCAAGGAGCUCAGCUGAUGCAAAAGAUCUCUGAAAAAAUUGAACUCUUCACGUGAAGAAAAUUCUUAGAAUGAGAAAAGUUUCUUUGCAAUCAUCCUGAUCUCAUUCAGCCUUGUGGUCAAUCCUCAGCCAAAGUACCUCAGCUAAUCCUUUCAUAACGUAACAAUCGUAAUUCUGGUGAUUUUUUUACGUCAAAGAUAACUUAAUUCAUUUUUGCCGUCUUACUGAUAGACUUUCAAGAUUUUUACCUUUUAUUUGUUUAUCUUAGAAAUUCUUCAAGAACAGAGAAUUCUUAAAGAAUGGAACACCUAUUUCCUAAGCAAAUUUUUUAUUAUUUUAGUUUUUUCAUGUCACCAAACAAAAAUGAACAAGGUCCCAACAUUUUAGCUAGCUUUAAAGCGAGAAUACUGGAAUUCCUGAAUCAUUUCUCUCGUUUAUGUCGAACAUGAUGGGAGUAAAGAUUUAAAUCAUAGUAAAUUGCACCAAAGAAUUUUCGGGGUCUCUAAGGUAUUGACAGCAGUUCGUGCUGCAUUAAAAAGUGCAUGAUGUUGACAUUUUUUCAAGGCCUUGAAAGAGCUUAAUUUUUUGGAAAGUACUUGAAAAAUGCUGGAAUGAUGUUUUACUGAUUAUCAACCAUGAACGCUCAUCUUCAAGGAAUAACAAAUCAUUUGAUGUUAGGUAGAUCGUUCGGAGAGACAUCUUAUUCAUGUAGGGAGUGCAAUCUGCUUACAUUAAGAACUUAAAAUACCAACUCAAAAUCACAACACAGGGGAAAAAACGUGUUUUUAGAGAGAGAGAGAGAGAUAAAUGUGCUUAACUUUUUAUUCUUGAGCAUGGAUGAGCCAUGUCUACAAGACAUCUCCCUCUACAAAACAUAUUUAAUAAGAUACCUAAGAUUAUUUAAUAUCAGACAGAAAGUAAAGUACAAAGUAUACAUUAUUCAUAUCCUUAACAUUAUUCAUUAAAAUUUGUGGCUGAAAAUUGACUUUUCAUAAGAAACUUGUCACAAGAGAUUUUUAUUUUUUUUUUUUCGAGAAUGGUUCAAAUAAAAAUGGUAUUUUUCUGUUAUCAAAGUUGUAAGCUCAGUACUCUAGGGCUACAAAAGGAGUUUUGUAUUCUAAGUUCAAAAAUGCAGGUCUUGAAAGUUAUUUUUUAAACUGUGCAAGCUCAAUACAGCUCAUUUUAGAAAUAGUGCUUGUAACUUGAUCACACUUGCGAAGUGAAAAUCUGUACAGUUCUUGUUAAGUAGACUUUAAGCCUGAUAUAAGUUCAUUUGUAAUAUUUUUAUAAUUGUACAGGUAAUUUCUCUUCUCCGUCUUUCAAUUUGUUUUCAUCUUAAUACACUUUUAUUUUUUCAAUUGUGUAAACUCUUAAGAAGAAUAUAUAUUUUUGUAAAUAAACUGUCCGCAGCAUUUAUGUAAUACUCAGAUAA
Molecule: messenger RNA, 7013 nt
Organism: Bemisia tabaci
Lineage: Eukaryota; Metazoa; Arthropoda; Insecta; Hemiptera; Aleyrodidae
Biological process (GO): mitotic sister chromatid segregation
Cellular component (GO): nucleus; condensin complex
Source: RefSeq, a predicted model, not a curated record